CAGGAAUCAAAAGUUUCAAAACAAUGCAAUUUUUGAAUCCCAAAAUCCGAUUUUUAUAAAAAUAUAGAUUAAUUUAUUAUUAAAAGUGAGUUUUGUAAUGUAGCUUACAUAAAUUAUUAGAUCUUGGAAUCAUCAUUGCCGCAGUUCUUGUAAAAUAAGUGAGCAAAUGUAAGAAUAGCCAUGGAACAAAUUGUGGUCCAAACUGAGGUUCAGCCGGAUGGGAAUAUCUUGUUAUUUUACGUUGAUGAAAACCAAGAGAUCGAUCCAAACUUAUUGGAACAGGUCGAAGAUGAAAGCAUUGACGUACCUGAAACAAAAUAUAUAAUAGAGGAUACCGCAGGAGACUCCGAUGAUGAGCUUGAUAUUGCUCAAGCCACUGAACAGGUUCAACAGGAAUCAUGGCCAGAUAAUGAAAUAACACGUCUCAUUGUUUUCUAUAUUGACAACAAAAAAACGUUCUUAAAUGGAACUACUAAAAGUAAGCACUUGUGGGCCGUCGCAUGUAAAACAAUGAUGACACACAGAAGACCUAUCUCAUGUGAGAUUAAAUUCAGAAUGUUAAAAGGUAGGUUCAUCCAGGCAUUUUUAGAAAAACAGAAAAAUAGCGACUACCAUUGGCCAUUUUAUGAUCUUUGCCAUCAAGCAUUUUACGAUGACCCAGAAGUGGUGGCUUGUAUAAAAGAGAACUUACAGAAACUAGUAACAUCAGAGACUAAGGUCACUGUGGCUCAGAUCCCUGCGACUCAGAUCCAUGCCACUCAGAUCCCUGUGACUCAGAUCCCUGCGACUCAGAUCCAUAUAACUCAGAUCCCUGUGACUCAGAUCCAUGCGAAUCAGAUUCCUGCAACUGAGAUCCCUGCGACUCCGAUUCCUGCGACUCACACUGUUAAUCAAGAUGGUGUAAUAAUUGUUAAGAAAGUUAGCAGCCAAGUCAGCGACGAGAAGGUUACAGCAAUGUUGAAAUUGUACAUAAAAUAUAAAGGUAAGCUUAGUAAUGCAAAUCUCUCUAAAAGCAUAUGGGAUACUAUUGCACUGGAGAUGGGGGAGGAGGAUGGGAAUUAUUGGCACAGACGUUUUCACAAUUUCAAAAAGCAUUACAUUACCAUGCUCUACAAGAAAAUGGAGACCAAUGAGGAAAUUAACUGGCCAUACAUGAGUCUCUUUGAUGAAAUAUUUGGUAAUGACAAAGACUUCAAACGUAAAUUCCAAUCAAUUGAUAUAAAGCCAGAAAUGGAAUCAAACAAUUCAAUCCCAGAUAUAUGGUAUGAUACACAGAAGGUGUUUUUAGUGAAGUAUCGUUUUGACUGCUUUUAUGAGUUCCAAGAUCCCACAAUUCCAGAUGCUUUUCUAUGGCAUGAGGUCGGAAGACUUUUAGACAAAGAGCCCAAUAGCUGUCAACAGAAACUGGAACAGUUGCAAGAAGAACACAUGAAACAUUUAUCAAAUGGGGACUAUCAUUUGUCAAAUCGCACACCUCUACAAAUAUUAUUGGAUAAUGUUAUAGCAUUAGAAACUGAGGCUGUCAUUAGAAAAAAUAUUGCAUCUACAAAUGAUCCAUGGAAAACUGAAGAAAUAGACAAUAUGGUCCAACAUUUCUAUGAUAAUAUGGUAAUGUUCAAAGAUGCUGUCUGCUACUAUGUAUGUUGGGUGAUUGUUGCUAAGAAACUAGGCAAAACUGUUGUUGUGUGUAAUAAAAAAUGGAACGAACUCAAAGAAUUGUACCGAUCAAUCUUAAAUGACAAGAAAGAAAACCCAGACAUGCAGAUUGACUGGCGUUAUAUUGAUGUUUUUGAUAUAAUCUUUGAUUAUGGAAUGGAUUUGAAGUUGCUUGAUGGAUAUGAAACAAGUGAAGAUACAAACAAAGCACCUGAACCUGAAGUAAAUAAAAUUACUUUCAAUGACGAUAACAAUUCAGAAGACGAAGAAACUUAUGAUGAAAGAGGUUUUACGAAAAACACAAAGAAACAAGCUGGAGAUGAGAAGGCCUUCAAACUGCUAGAAUAUUACCUCAAAAACAAGGACAAAUUUGCAUCGUCGCAGCAGAAGAAACUAGCAUUAUGGGAAGUUAUAGGGAAACAAAUAGGUGUGUCAGCGACAGAAUGUGCCCAUAGAUUUAGAAACUUUAAGCAAGUAUAUACAGCAUAUGUUCAAAGGGAGGUAAAUAAACCAGAAAUGCCUAUUCUGUGGCCAUACUAUUCGCUGUGUAAAAAGGUAUUUGGCUACAGAGUGAUAAAGUCAAAACUGAAAAAUGGUAAAACAGACGCAGAUGAGAUCGAAGACUGGGCACCGAAGGAAAUCAAACAAAUCAUCAAUCAUUUCUCUAGUUUCUAUAAUGAGAUUACAGAAAAUUCCAACGAUGAAACACUGUGGUCGAGUCUCGCUGAACAAAUGGGUAGGCCUGCCACCAGCCUCAGAUAUAAGUUUUUGGAGUUGAGGAAAUCUUACAGAAAAUUGAAGACUAUGAAAACCCGAAACCCCGAUGUGAAACUGACGUGGAAAUACUUUAACAUGAUGGAUAAUAUUUAUAAUGAAGCUGAGCAGAUCAAAAAAAGGGAAAAAGUAGAAAUUGAAAUUCCUUUUAAUGUAAUUGGGAAAACAGAAUUACCUGAUGAUGAUGAUUACCAGUGCAUCAUUGUGAUGCCAGAAGACGAACAAACGAUCUAUGAUGAAACUGUUAUAGAUGCACAGGCAAACUCUGAAACACCUACAAUGUUCAAGUGGAACAAGAACAGUAAGAAGCAACUUUUGAGCCUGUAUUUAGACUGCCGAAGAAGAAAUGUGCAGUCAACUGAGAUAUGGAACGAAAUAGCAUCAAGAAUGGAAGACAAAACACCUAAAGCUUGUAAAAAUAUGUUUGUAAAGUUAAAAAAUAUCCACAAAACUCAAGAAAGUAGUGUUUAUGGAAAACUUUUAGAUAAAAUAUUAGCACUGAAAAAGGAAAAAGUUAAUGUUGUCUGAUAAAAAAUUAUCAAAACAUGGAUACUAUUUAUGGACACUGGACAGUCAAGGGUGUUGUUUCUGAAGAAAAAGAUUGAUUAACGAAAGUGGUUAAAGGUUUAGAAAUAAACUAGCUGUCCCGGCAAACGUUUCU
This is a messenger RNA of Aricia agestis (brown argus), 3091 nucleotides long. RefSeq lists its product as uncharacterized. The coding region runs from base 181 to 2958 and encodes 925 amino acids. The record is from RefSeq and is a predicted model, not a curated record. The transcript is spliced from 4 exons. NCBI's taxonomy places the organism in Eukaryota, Metazoa, Arthropoda, Insecta, Lepidoptera, Lycaenidae.